Messenger RNA from Cololabis saira (Pacific saury), 2820 nucleotides. RefSeq names its product transmembrane serine protease 7 (gene tmprss7). The transcript has 19 exons. Gene Ontology annotation, molecular function: protein binding; serine-type endopeptidase activity. Gene Ontology annotation, biological process: proteolysis. The coding region runs from base 267 to 2786 and encodes 839 amino acids. Lineage: Eukaryota; Metazoa; Chordata; Actinopteri; Beloniformes; Belonidae. The record is from RefSeq and is a predicted model, not a curated record.
AUGGAAAGUAAUGAAUGAAACCUUAGCCCUUGAACUGGAGGUGGCGCGUUGUCCACAGUGAGCUCCCUCUUUCUCCACAGCUCAUCUGUGCUGGAGGAUCUGGUUUCGGACAGCUGUUAACGGAGGACCCAGCCGGCGUGGUGUACGGCUCAAAGCCCUUUUUCUGCCGCUCUUUAUGUAAGAGAAUUAUUGUUCUGAUAGCGAAGAGAAUGGAGCUGAAAAACCAAGUAAGAAUGAGAUGAUAAUGGCUCACUAAGAUACCUGUCAUGGGUGCAAUGCAAGAGGAGACAAAUGGAGAUGAGGAUGCAUCUCAACUGGACGCUGCCAGUGUCACGGAUGUGUCCGUGGAGGUGGCCACUGUGGAUCACACGCUGCAGAAGCUGCGCAGGAUCUACAGAAAAACUAGACGAAGGCCCAAGGGACUCCAAAGGCUGUGGGCUUAUCUGCUGAACGUCCCACACAUCGCUGUCAUCAUUGCAGCCGUGCUGUUUGUGGUGGUGGUGGUCAUAUGGUCCCUGCUGUGGGUCUUCAUAUUUCGCAGGGAAAGUAACAGUGGAGCAUACUUUGCUGGGAUGUUCCGUGUUGCCAAUGUGGAGUUUAUCCCAGAGUACCGUCAGGCAGAGUCCUAUGAGUUUGUAUCCAUGGCAAACAAAAUACAACACGUGGUGGGCAAUGUGUUCAAGAUGUCAUCGGUGUCAAGACUCUACAAGCAAGCUGUCAUUUCAGACCUCAGUCACAACAAUAAAGGGGGUGUGUUGGUGCAUUUCUGGAUGGUGUUUAUAGUUCCCCAGCUAAAGAGCACAGCAAUGUGUGAGGAGUGUAUAGAGGCCAUUCUCAGAGACUCUGUCCACACCAGCCUGAAGAACCGGUCCUCUGUGGGCUACCUGCUCGGCCUCCCGGUCGAUAUGGACUCCAUCCUCAUCAACGGUGUUCAGCGUUCAGAUUAUACGUCGAACACUGCAGAUUCACAGUGUGUGGAUAAGCUGUAUACCAACCUUCCUGGAGUCAGCGUCCCUUUAAACGUCUACUCGUCAUGGGGGGGUCUGAACUGCCACGUAAAGCUCACCGCCGUGCCUGGCUCUCUCAUCCGCCUGACCAUUGCCUCUUUUCUUAUUGAGGCCAGCGACUGUGUGAAUGAUGCCCUCACUGUGUAUGAUGCUCUGCUGCCCAUGAGAGGGCGCGUUCUGCACAGGCUGUGUGAACCGGUGUCCUCCUCCUUCUCCAUUGUUUCUACCUCCAAUGUCAUGUUGCUGUCCUUCAGCAUGACAAGUGGCAACAAGAACUUCAAAGGCCACUUUGAGGCCAUCGCUGAGGAAAUAUGUAAGUCUCAAAUUGAGACCCGGUUAGAGCCUGACAUCAGCAGUCAGAUCUACAGCCCCUUCUACCCCAGCCUGCUGCCGCCACAGUGCUCCUUUUGCACAACAUCCUGUACCUGGACAUUUCAGACCUCAAACCUAAAUUUAGGAGUUGCAUUACAGUUCCACAACUAUGCGCUGAAACCAAAGGAGAUGAAGGGCUGUGACAACGGCUGGUGGAGGAUCAAUGAGGUCAUCUUCUGCGGCAGCUACGUGGAACACCACACAGUGUUUCGGAUAGCCAACCACAACCUGGAGGUGGAGUUUCGCUGCAGCUCACGUCACUCUGCUCAGCCUUUUCUGGCCUCUUACAGCAGUUACAACAUCAGCCAGCCUUGUCCAGAGAGCCACUUCUUGUGCAGCACAGGGCUGUGUGUGGAGAAGAGUCGUCUGUGCGACGGCCUGGAUGACUGUCAGGACGAGAGUGACGAAGUUUUCUGCUCAAGGCCCACGAUGAACUGUGGUGGAACUAGUCCUCCACAUCCUUUGUAUGUGUGCAAUGGAGAGACAGACUGCAAAGAUGGAGCAGAUGAAAUCAACUGCACUCACGAAACAACCUGUUCUCCAAUCAGGUAUCAGUGCCGCAGCGGAUCCUGCAUCCUAAAGAAGAACGCAAAGUGUGAUGAUGUUCCCGAUUGUGAGGACCGUAGCGAUGAGGCCGACUGCACCUGCGGCCGUCCCUCCCCGCUCAAGAGGUCAGGCUCACCUAUUGAUCUCCAACGUGUUGUGGGCGGGGUUAACUCUGUGGAGGGGGAGUGGCCAUGGCAGGUCAGCCUGCACUUUGCUGGCAGCCUGUACUGCGGGGCCUCUGUCCUCUCGUCUGAUUGGCUCAUCUCAGCCGCUCACUGCUUCAGUAAAGAAAGACUUUCUGACCCCCGUUACUGGACGGCCCACCUCGGCAUGCUGACACAGGGCAAUUCCAAACACAUGGCAGAGAUCCAGCGGAUCGUUGUGCACAAGUACUACAAUGCUUACACGUUUGACUACGACAUUGCCCUGCUACAGCUCAAGAAGCCCUGGCCUCCCUCGCUCAGCCCACUGGUGCAGCCUGUGUGCCUCCCGCCCUCCUCCCACGUGGUCACUGAGAGCCACCGCUGCUUGGUCACAGGAUGGGGUUACAGAUCCGAGGAGGAUAAGGUGCUUCCCUCAGUGCUGCAGAAAGCUGAGGUGUCCAUAAUGAGUCAGACUGAGUGUAAAAAGCGUUACGGGCCCAUUUCUCCACGCAUGUUGUGUGCUGGGGUCCCCUCAGGAGAGCAGGAUGCCUGCAGGGGAGAUUCAGGGGGUCCUCUGUCCUGUCAGGCACCAGGUGGGGGUCGCUGGUUCCUUAUCGGGAUUGUCAGCUGGGGGUCUGGCUGUGGCAGACCCAACCUACCCGGAGUUUACACCAGGGUCAACAAGUUCACUUCCUGGAUCUACAGUCAUAUCAGCUAACAUCAUGAAGUUCAUUGUUGUGCUCAAUCCUAAU